AUGAAAGGAAGCAAACUUCAAAGAAUAUCUAAUAGAAUCAAAAAGAAAACAAUUUAAGCUCUACUUUACAUUUCUGAAGAUGAAUUUUAUAUAACUAAAGGCUCAUUUUUUAAUUGUCUAAAGAUUGUAGUGUAUUUUUUAUAGUUAGAGGGAUAUAUUUUUAGUUAAUAUGAAUCAAAACCCUUAACAUUAAAAGAAAAUAUAUACUUUUCAAAUUAUACUCAAUUGUCUGCUUUUACUUUUAUUCUUUUUUAAAUAGGGAAUGAUUUCUUAACCUAGUUAUUUUUUUACUUAAUAUUCCUUUUGCAUUUAAUUGUAUACUUUUUGUUAGCAUUAUUAUCAUUAGAUAAAUAGAUUGAGAAAACAGGAAUAACAAAAAAGUUGUUAAAUUUAUUUUUUACUAAUUAUCAAUGGAUUUUCAUAACACCAUUUUAAGAAAUAAGUGUUGGUGUAAUGGUUUGUGGUGAUAAUGCCUUUAUAAAAGAAAAUUAAUAUUCUUCAGACUGUUAAUUAACAAAAAAUCAAUUCUUAUAUGUAUUUGGAACAAUAUCAACGAUAUUUGUAUUCAUAUCUGGUGUUUCAAUUUCUUAUUUUUUUAGAAACUAUUAAUUCAAUGAUCGUACAUUUUCAAGAUAAUUUAAUUACGUAACUAUUUUACGGAUAUUACUUCAUUAAAUUGUAAUAAUAUUGUAUUACAUAAAUUUUAAUAAUAUCAAUUAUACUAAGCACGCAGUUUCAUAAUUUAUUGGAUUAACCUUAAUUUUAGACAUCGUAUUUAAUUAACCAUUUGGAUAUUCUUUUGAUUCUAAGUUUUAUAGUGCAGCUACUCUUAAUCAUCAAUUUUUACUGAUAUUAUCCACAAUUUGGAUUUUUUAAACCAAAAAAAAUGAUGAGUUUAUAUUUUUAACAUUCAUUCUUUUUAUUCCUGUAAUAAAUUCAUACUAUUAUCUAGAUUAAUACUUUUGUAUCAAAUCAAUAUUUAAGAUUGAAAUAAUUGGAUAUAUAUAAUUCUUUUAAUCCAAAUUAAUUUUAAAAUAGAUUUGAUAAGUAAUUAGAAGAAAUAUAUCGAGUAGCAGAAUCUAGUGAAUACAAUGUAUAAUCAAAAUUAUUGUUGUAUUAAAUUUAUAAGCAUCAUACAUCUAUUUGUAAAGAUAUUGAAUGUCAAUGUAUGCAAGAUGUUAAAUCUUUUUUUAUUAAUAAUACAUGUGAUUAUCAUAAAUUGAAUUAAUGGUCAACUAAUUUAUUCCAAAAGUAAUUAAAUUAUGCACUUAUUCAUAAGAAUUUUCAAUUCUAUGAACAUCUUGCAUUAAAGUUUGUAACAUUUCUGGCUAAAUAUUAAAACAAUCCUAUAAACGCUUAUUCUAUAUUGCAAAGAAUCAUGAAUAGUUAAUAAUCUUAAACUUAGUUAUAAAAAAAUGGAAAUUCAGCUCAAGUUUCAUUUUAUUUCAAAAAUAUUUCUAAGAUUUUGUUAAGACGAAACCGAAAUCAAUUUAUGAAUUAAUAGUUACAUGAAACUAAAAAAAUUGAAUUAUUAUUAUAAGGUUAAGCCUAAAUAGAAAACUUUGGUACUUAAAUAUAAGAAGAGUUGUUAAGAUUAGUUAUUGAAAAAUAAAAGUUUUGGGAAGAUUAUAUGAAUAACAAAAUAGUAUCAUUAUAGAGUUUAGAUUUUGCUUUAAAGAAAGUGUAAUCCAGAAUAUCAAGAGUGACUUACUUUAUAAUGUAAUUAAGAAAUAAAAUUAAAUAUUUUACUACUUAAAAAUAUGAUUGUAUCAGUAUUUUAAACUUUGAAUUAUUAUAUAAAAUAUGUACAACAAAUAACAAUUAAGAAAUUUAUGAAAUUUAAUAAAAAAUCAAAAAAAUAUUAGUUGCUGAUUAAUAUGAAGAAGAUCAUUACUUAAAUGUCCAUUUUUAAACCAAAGAAUGUAUAUCAGUUAUAGCCAAUAUUUCAUAAAGCAAAAGAGGAGAACUAUGGAAACCUAAUCAACAGAUCUUAAAGAAGUUCUUUAAUAAAACUAUAGAGAUUAAACAUCUAAAUGAUAUAUUACCAAGUUUCAUAGCAGAUAUACAUAAUGGAAUAAUAGAAAAUUAUAUUAGAAAUGGUAAAAGUGUAAAAAAGGAAUUAGUAUCAUAAGUAAUUUCUUGUUUUGGAGAAGAUUACAUAGAACCAAUCAUAUUUACACUUAGAUUCUUUUUUCCAAAAUUUGAUUCUGAGAAUGAUUUUUAUAUGAUAGGAUUUCUUAGGAAAGAAGAAAUGGUAGAUUAAAGUAAUUAAAAUGAAAAAAAAUAAUUUGGUUAUAUUUGCUUUGAUGAAAAUUUAAACAUAUUAGGAAUUAAUUCAGUAAUUGGUGAGAAACUAAAUCAUAAAGUUUCAAAUUCUAAUAAUUAUAAUGGAUUAGAUAUUUGUUUUAUGUUACCAACUAUUUUAUCAUCAUUAAUUGAUUAAUACAAAUAAAUUUUGAAUGGAAAGAUUGAUACUUUAAUUGAUAAUGAAAUGAUUGUUUCAAAAAAUUAGGAAACAUUUUAUGUUCCAAAUGAAUUCUCAAAAAAUUAUCAAAUUAAUCCUAAUUGUAAUUUAGUAGAUAAAAUUAUUAAAUUUGAAGAAAUCUAUGCUGAUAUCUAAGAAGAAUAAUGUCAAUUCUUAAGUAACCAUUAAGUAAAUUAUCAAUUAUUUUCUAAAAGAUUAAAAUACUAAGCUGAUCUUACCAAUUCUAUUCUUCACAGAGAAUUCUUUUUAGUAAAAUUAUAAUUUUUAGAGAAUUUUAUAUCGAAUGAAAAUAAUAUCAAAAUAUAUUAAGAGAAUAGAAGUUAGCAUUCAGAACUAAAUAUCAAUAAUUUUGAUGGAAUUGUAGAAAUUAUAUCUAGUAAAACAAAAUCAAGUACAAGAUCAGUGCUUUAAUAAAUAUAAAUAUUUCACACUACUUUAUCAAAAUAAUCUUAAAGCAAACAUUAAAAAUUAUUCAAGAUAAUAAAUAUGGUAUUCUUAAUUUUUUUUAUUUUAAUUUCAAUAGUAAUAAGUUUUGCUUUUAAGGAUAAAAACAAUUAUUUUAAAAGUUGUAAGAUUGAAUAAACACAUAUAUUAAAUGAAGUAGCCAUUUUUUCUAGUUUGAUUAAUAGUAUAAAUAAUGAGGGAUUAAUUGAAAUGAUAGAACCAAAUGUUUAGAUUGACAUUGAUAAUGUAACCCUUAAUAUAUCUUAUUUUGAAUACAGAUAAAUUUUAUCAGAAUUGAUAUAAUAUUCAUCAUAUCAUUACUUUUAAGUGCUUAAAGAAGCUGAAUUCAUAUUGGAUUUACCUUAAAAGUUCUCUUUGAAAUUUUUAGUAGAAUUUGGUUAAGUAUUUGAUUAAGAGGAAAUUGUAAAUUUUUAGACCUUAAGAUAAAUAUUAUCAUAAAAAAUUGACAGUUAUAAUUUAAAUAGAAGAAAGUAAGAUUUAAGUGCAAUAAUCUUAAAUUAUUUUAGUUAUGUAGAGUACUUGUAAUAAUCUACAAAAAUUUGCUUUGAAGAUUCUAAAUUAUUGGUGAGUUCAUCAAUUUAAUUGGCAUAGAAAAUUUUAAUAUUUAUGUAUGUUUUAUUAAUUUUAAUUUAUUUGCUACAGAUUUUUGUUGUAAAUAGAAUGCUUAAGAAAAGGAAAUAUAUUUUAAAGUUAUUCAUUAGAACAGAUUAUAAAGAGGCUUUAUUAGAGAAUGAGAAAUUUUAAAUACUUUCAAGUUGGUUAAGUGAGACAAAAAAUGGUUGGAGUUAGAAAUAUAUGUAAAGAUUGUUGAAUUAGUUAAAUUUAAGUUUAAAAUAUUUAAAAGAUGAUGAAGAUAUAGUAAAUGCAUUUACAUCCUCAGAUAGAAGAUAAACAGAAAAAGGUGAAAAGUUACUUGUUAAUAAUGAGAAGUUAAAAAUAAAUUUUUCACAUAGAUACUUUAAUAUUAGUGGUUACAUAUCUUUAACAAUAAUAUUUUUAUUUACUUUAAUUUACAUUAUAUCAUUUCAUAUUUAAAUAAGUGAAAUAUGGGAUGAUCUAUUGUAUUAUUCAUAAUUUAGUUUAUUGUUAUAAAAUUAUUAAAUAAAUUACUUAGUGUUAUAUUUUCAAUGUUAAUAUUAAUUGAAUUAUGAGUAUUAUAACAAUAUUGAGAAUAAGAUUUUAAUAAAAAUAUAUGAAUAAAAUGAUAUUUCAAGAGAAGAUGUUGAGGAUGCUUAGAUAAAUUUGAAUAAGAAUGUAUUUAGUUCUAUAUUAAUAAAUAAUGAUGAGAGUAAGUUGGAUAGAAUAUUGAAUUUAAGUGAAGAAUAAAAAGCAUAAUUUUAUGAAGGGAAGAUAUGUUAAAUUGAUGAAAGUAUUUGUAAUUAAAGUGAAAGAAAUGUUUUAUUAAGUGAAUAGUUAUAGAGUUAUUAUGAUACUAGUGUGAAUUAAUUGUUUUUAUAAUAAGGAUAAAUAUUCUACGAAAAUAAUAUUAAUAAUGAGAUAUAUAAUAUUAAAAUAUUGAUUAAGAAUAUGUUAGAGUCAAAGGAAUAUUUUAUGAAUAAUGUUUGGGGUUUUGAUAUCAUAAUUGAUAGAGUGAGUAAGACAGUGAUUCAUUUUUUAGAAAGAAUGAAUUAAAAUUUAAGAAUGAAUGAGAAUAGAAUGUUUUUAUAUGCUUUGAUUAUUGGAGUAUUAUAUUUUUGUUUAUUGGUAAUGUUUAUAAUGUUAUUUGGAUGGUAUUUUAGUAGAGAAGAUCAAAAGAGGAAAUAAUGUUUAUUAUAAAUGCCAUUUUGGACAAUAUUGAAAAAGAAUAUAUUUAGUUGUUUAAAAUAGAUUGAUUGA
Molecule: messenger RNA, 4786 nt
Organism: Paramecium sonneborni
Lineage: Eukaryota; Ciliophora; Oligohymenophorea; Peniculida; Parameciidae
Source: the annotation of a GenBank genome assembly